This is a messenger RNA of Mercurialis annua (annual mercury), 891 nucleotides long. RefSeq names its product transmembrane emp24 domain-containing protein p24delta9. The record is from RefSeq and is a predicted model, not a curated record. Gene Ontology annotation, biological process: Golgi organization; endoplasmic reticulum to Golgi vesicle-mediated transport; intracellular protein transport. The transcript has 4 exons. The coding region runs from base 130 to 780 and encodes 216 amino acids. NCBI's taxonomy places the organism in Eukaryota, Viridiplantae, Streptophyta, Magnoliopsida, Malpighiales, Euphorbiaceae. Gene Ontology annotation, cellular component: endoplasmic reticulum; COPII-coated ER to Golgi transport vesicle; Golgi apparatus.
ACACCACCUGGCGAUAACUCACGUACACCAUUUUCUCCCCCUCUUCCUUCUCUUCUCCGCAACCCAAGCCACGGCAACGACUUUGCAGAGAAAUAACAAACAAAAUCCCUAAAAAGAAGACUACUAAUAAUGGCUAUUCAUAGAGCUGGAUCACUCCAUUCAGUCAUAUUUACAAUUAUAACUUUAUUAAGCUGCACAUCGGAAUCACUUCGGUUUGAGUUACAAUCAGGUCAAACUAAAUGUAUAGCAGAAGACAUCAAAAGCAAUGCUAUGACUGUCGGCAAGUACUCCGUCAUCAACCCUAAUGAAGGCCAGCCCUUGCCCGCUACUCACGCCGUCACUGUUAGAGCGACGUCGAGCUAUGGGAAUAGUUAUCAUUAUGCGGAGCUUGUGGGAUCUGGGCAGUUUGCAUUUACUGCGGCGGAGGCGGGAGAUUACAUGACUUGUUUUUGGGCGCCGGAUCAUAAGCCUGUGGCUACUUUGACUGUUGAAUUUGACUGGAAAACUGGUGUUGCUGCUAAAGAUUGGACUAAUGUUGCCAAGAAAGGCUCUAUUGAUGUAAUGGAAUUGGAGCUGAAGAAGCUGCAUGAUACUGUUAUUUCGAUUCAGGAGGAGAUGUUAUAUCUCCGUGAAAGAGAAGAAGAAAUGCAAGAGUUGAACCGAGCUACUAACUCGAGAAUGGGAUGGCUUAGUUUUCUCUCUCUCCUAGUUUGUUUAUCAGUAGCAGGCAUGCAAGUUUGGCACUUGAAGACCUUUUUCGAGAAAAAGAAGCUCAUCUAAAUUCUAAUUUUGAAACUGCCUAAUACAAAACAAUCUUUUGCCCUCUCUUGUAAAAUGAUGUGAAAGAAUAAAUUUUAAGUAAUUUGGGAUUUAUAUUUUUUAUUCUCUUCA